UUGGUUUAUCCGUUUGCGGCCAUUAGAGCAUUUCCGAACUUCUCGACAAAAAAUGGCUUACCGCGGACAGGGGCAAAAAGUGCAGAAAGUGAUGGUUCAGCCCAUCAAUCUAAUCUUCAGAUAUCUUCAAAAUAGAUCACGAAUCCAGGUGUGGCUUUAUGAGCAAGUGAACAUGCGUAUAGAAGGUUGCAUCAUUGGAUUUGAUGAAUAUAUGAACUUAGUGUUAGAUGAUGCAGAAGAAAUCCAUCUAAAAACAAAGACAAGAAAACAGCUUGGUCGCAUUAUGUUGAAAGGAGACAACAUUACAUUGUUACAGAGUGUUGUGAAUUAACGGAACAAAGAUUCCUACCCUGGUUGUGUACUUGUGGGAUUUUACAUUUACUUUAU
Molecule: messenger RNA, 387 nt
Organism: Nanorana parkeri
Lineage: Eukaryota; Metazoa; Chordata; Amphibia; Anura; Dicroglossidae
Gene: SNRPE
Product: small nuclear ribonucleoprotein polypeptide E
Exons: 5
Coding region: 53-331 (92 amino acids)
Biological process (GO): mRNA splicing, via spliceosome; spliceosomal snRNP assembly
Cellular component (GO): U1 snRNP; U5 snRNP; U4/U6 x U5 tri-snRNP complex
Molecular function (GO): RNA binding
Source: RefSeq, a predicted model, not a curated record